Messenger RNA from Epinephelus fuscoguttatus (brown-marbled grouper), 856 nucleotides. Its product is annotated as hepcidin-like. The record is from RefSeq and is a predicted model, not a curated record. The coding region runs from base 89 to 331 and encodes 80 amino acids. Lineage: Eukaryota; Metazoa; Chordata; Actinopteri; Perciformes; Serranidae. Gene Ontology annotation, biological process: defense response to bacterium; intracellular iron ion homeostasis. The transcript is spliced from 3 exons. Gene Ontology annotation, cellular component: extracellular region.
CUCAAAGUGCUGACAAAAGUCACCAACAGAUCUGACUAAGUGUAGCUGCUCUGCACUUAACAACUUAAACCAGCCAAACCCUUCUAAGAUGAAGAUGCUCAGUGUUGCAGUUGCAGUAGUCGUCCUGCUCGCCUUCAUGAGCUCUGCUGUCCCAGUCACUGAAGUAUUAACAGAUCCAGAGGAGCCAAUGAGCUAUGAAUAUGAAGAGACAUCAGCGGAAACAUGGAUGAUGCCAUUUAAUAUCAGAGGGGAGCAACAGAGUGGUGCCAUUAAAUGCCAUUUUUGCUGCAGCUGCUGUGCCUUCGGUGUUUGUGGCAUUUGCUGCAAGUGACAUUUCUUGGACCAGCAUGGGAUUCAAGGAACAGCCACUGAAAAUAAACUUGUUUUAUUUAUUUAUUUUACCAACUUAAAAAACCUAAUAAUGAUGUGCUCUGUGACGUGACUGCAUCAUCAACACAUUGUAUUUAAUACUGUACUGUACUGUACUGUACUUGGUGGCAUGGUGUUGUAGUGGUUAGCACUGUGGCCUCAGAGCAAGAGGGUUCCUAGUUCGGUCCCAGGAGGGAGCCCUUCUGUGCGGAGUUUGCAUAUUGUCAGCAUUGGUUUUCUGCUGGUACUCCGGCUUCCUCCCUACAGUCUAAAGACAUGCAGGAUGGGGAUAGGUUAAUUGGUGACUAUAAAUUGGCUGUAGGUGUGAAUGUGAGUGUGAAUGGUUGUCUGUCUCUAUGUGUUGGCCCUGCGAUAGUCUGGCGACCUGUCCAGGGUGUACCCCACCUCUCGCCCAAUGUCAGCUGGGAUAGGCUCCAGCCCUCCUGUGACCCAAGAGGAUAAGCGGUUAAGAAAAUGGAAGGAUGGA